This is a messenger RNA of Spodoptera litura, 843 nucleotides long. RefSeq lists its product as uncharacterized. The record is from RefSeq and is a predicted model, not a curated record. Lineage: Eukaryota; Metazoa; Arthropoda; Insecta; Lepidoptera; Noctuidae.
AUGUCGCAGCAAGAUAGUACAAUGAAACCUGGUACAAGCGGAGCAGCAGAGAUCGCAGUCGUUAGUGUUUCGUCGCGGAUACCCGAAUUUUGGGUUGAUCAGCCGAGGCUUUGGUUUAUCCAGUGCGAAGCGGUCCUGGCACCCCAGAAAAUGAGUGACGAAGCGAGAUACAACAUGGUAGUCACAAAAUUAGGAAAAGAUGUCAUCCAGCAGGUCAGUGAUAUACUCCUGAAACCUCCCGAGGCUAAGAAAUUCGACACGUUGAAGGAACGCUUAUUUAAAGUGUACGAAGAAUCUGAAAUCCGCCAAUUUCAAAAACUAUUAAGUGAGAUGGAGUUAGGGGAUCAGAAGCCUUCGCAACUCCUCAGGAGAAUGAGAGAGCUCGCGCGUGAGAAGAUACCAGAUGAAACACUGCGAAUAAUGUGGCAAGGACAUCUGCCUACGUCCGUACGAAGUGUAUUAGCUGUAAGCGAAGUAAAAGAUCUAGAGCAUUUAGCAGCAAUCGCUGACAAGGUUGUCGAGACUGCGCGGCCCUUACAAGUAAAUGAAGUACAAGCCUCUCAAAGUUACAAUGCUAACACCGAUAGUGCAUUAAUUUUGGCGGAAAUAGCAAAAUUAAGCUUGAAAAUCAGGAGCUUGGAAAAGGAGAGGAGUUAUGGACGAAAUAGACACAAUCGUCAAAAUAGGUUCCGGUCGCGAUCGAGUUCCCGUGGACGUAAUACGACACGUCGUUCAUACGAUAGUCCAGACUGGCUGUGUGUUUAUCAUUUUAAAUACCGCCAUAGAGCUAGGAAAUGUGUAGAACCGUGCGCGUGGCCAAAGAUGGAAAAGCAGGAAAACUAA